Messenger RNA from Batrachochytrium dendrobatidis JAM81, 1081 nucleotides. RefSeq lists its product as uncharacterized. Gene Ontology annotation, molecular function: cation binding; protein serine/threonine phosphatase activity. Gene Ontology annotation, biological process: peptidyl-threonine dephosphorylation. The coding region runs from base 133 to 1026 and encodes 297 amino acids. The transcript has 6 exons. The record is from RefSeq and is a predicted model, not a curated record. Lineage: Eukaryota; Fungi; Chytridiomycota; Chytridiomycetes; Rhizophydiales.
GUCAAGCAAGCCAAUUGACUACUCAGCUUUAUCGACAUCAUUGACAAUUCAAUUAGCUUCCAUUCCAGUCUCACCAAUACUGGUGCUAAUCCAUCUGUAGUGCACUACUCCCUUCAGCUUGACACUACCACCAUGGGGGUACCUCCUAUAGCCAGCAAAUAUCCCAUUCAAGUUGGGUCAGCUAAUGUUCUUGGAGGCCGUGAUAAACAGCAGGACGACUUACUUGUCCAGCCUCAACUAUUUAUUUCCAAAGAUGGUCUGCCUGUACAUUUGUUUGCUGUGUUUGAUGGUCAUGGAUCUGACGGCCACAAAUCGUCUACAGCAACCAAAAAACUAUUUUUGGAACAAAUAGCUGCUCAUCAAUCUACUGUCCUUAUAGAUCCAAUACAAACCCUUGUAGAUAUUUACAGAAUUGUACAUAAAGCGCUACUGGAAGAUUCUUCCAUUGAUUCGUACAUGUCAGGGACAACUGCAGUUGUGGCUCUAUUGGUUGGAAAUACGUUGCAUGUAUCUCAUGUUGGAGACAGUCGAUUGGUUGUUGUUAGAUGUGAAAAUGGUAUAUACUCUGGUACUCAAAUGACGAGUGACCAUACUUGUGAACAAUCUACAGAGCUUGACCGAGUCAGGGCAACUGGUGCACGCGUUGAGCAACUUCAAAACGGAGAUCAUUUGGAUGGACCAUUGAGGAUUUUCAAGGGAUCAUUGCCUUAUCCAGGCAUUGUUGUUACUCGCUCAAUUGGGGACUCUGUUGCAACACGACUAGGUGUACUUCACCAGCCGGAUGUUCGGACGAUCGAGUUGACAGAGCACGAUACACACAUUAUUUUGGCCACGGAUGGUUUAUGGGACGCAUUAACAGUAAAAAACAUAGCUGAAAUUAUAUCACAAAUUCCUAGUGCACAAGAAGCAGCAACUGAACUGACUAAUAUUGGAGUGAGGCGAUUGAAUCAACUCCAUUUGGAUGACAACACCACUGUGAUUGUGGUUGAGCGUCAGAGAAUGACUGCAAGUGGAGAUAGGUUUUGACUGAAAUCUACUUGCAAUGCUUUUGAAACCAUAUCGAAUAAACAGAAAUUUGGAU